Molecule: messenger RNA, 554 nt
Organism: Pseudoliparis swirei
Lineage: Eukaryota; Metazoa; Chordata; Actinopteri; Perciformes; Liparidae
Product: papilin-like
Exons: 5
Coding region: 1-510 (169 amino acids)
Biological process (GO): extracellular matrix organization
Cellular component (GO): extracellular matrix
Molecular function (GO): metalloendopeptidase activity
Source: RefSeq, a predicted model, not a curated record
AUGAAUCCCGACGUCCCCUGCUCCGCCUCCUGCGGCAGAGGGUUCAAGUCCCGUACGGUGGGCUGUGCGAGCGCCUCGGGCCGCCUCCUCCCGGAGGAGCUCUGCCGGCGCCGGAGGCCCAAACCCGGCGGGCGGCGGCGCUGCAGAGGGCGAGGAGGCCGAUGCCCCGAGUGGAGCGCCGGAGACUGGGGAGAGUGCAGUGAGUCGUGUGGAGCGGGCCAGCGGAGGCGGGCCUUGCAGUGCGUGGACCAGAACCAGCAGGAGGUCCAGGAGGUGAACUGCGUGAACCAGAUCAGACCUCCGGAGGUGGAGCGCUGCACCACCCGGGCCUGUGGACUGACCUGGAGCACCGGGGACUGGACCGAGGAGGGGAGAACUUCUCCGAGAUCUUUGGCUUCAGACUCAAUGACCCCACCCGGUGUCCGGCCAGCGGCUCCAGGAGGGAGGACUGUGACUGUCGGAGAGAUUACGACGCAGCCGGGGUCACGACCUUCAGCAGAGUCCGUCUGACACACACACACACACACACAUACACACUCACACACAUGGAGCUG